Messenger RNA from Oncorhynchus tshawytscha (Chinook salmon), 6383 nucleotides. It is a transcript of the gene snrka, whose product is annotated as SNF related kinase a. Gene Ontology annotation, biological process: microtubule cytoskeleton organization; intracellular signal transduction; protein phosphorylation. The transcript has 8 exons. The record is from RefSeq and is a predicted model, not a curated record. Gene Ontology annotation, cellular component: cytoplasm. Lineage: Eukaryota; Metazoa; Chordata; Actinopteri; Salmoniformes; Salmonidae. Bases 521 to 2995 code for a protein of 824 amino acids. Gene Ontology annotation, molecular function: tau-protein kinase activity; ATP binding; protein serine/threonine kinase activity.
CUUCAUGGACAUGAUUCCAACAGGGUCACCAGGAGGGAUCAGUCAAUCGUGAAGAAGAAACUGACUACUUUAAAAUGGAGAGAGUCUCAAUGGUGCUGCCCAUGCUGUCACAUACCCUACAAUGGCACAGAUACAAACAUUAGUCUUCCAUCUAUCUCUAUGCGCCCAACACACUUACGGCGCCGCCGCAACCGUUUCUGGGAGGAGAAUGAUUCGACGAGAGAUGCAAUUCAAUCCCAGGAACGUUGCAAUGCCUUGUUUCACUGAUGAGGUUUGGGCAUAGGCACCGUGUAAGUGUCAUUGGUAAUCGCAACAGAGGAGGAUAAAAUUAGCUAAUAAUAAACUUUAUCGGGGGUAGAACGAAGGACAUUAUUUAUCAUCCAGUGUACUAGCUAGCUGAAGAUUUCGGCUUGAUGUUUACUGGAGAGAGAGUGGAAGUGGACAUCAUGGGCACGAAAUUAACAUCCAACGUGUUGAAGUAAAGUGGACCCACGAAACUGCUUAAAACCCAUCCACAGCCAUGGCAGGCUUCAAACGAGGGUAUGAUGGCAAGAUUGCAGGGCUUUAUGACCUGGACAAGACGCUGGGCCGGGGCCACUUCGCCGUGGUCAAACUGGCGCGCCACGUUUUCACUGGGGAGAAGGUGGCGGUCAAGGUCAUCGACAAGACCAAGUUGGACACGGUUGCCACGGGUCACCUGUUCCAGGAAGUGCGUUGUAUGAAGCUGGUACAGCACCCCAACAUUGUCCGGCUCUACGAAGUAAUCGACACGCAGACCAAGCUCUACCUGAUCCUGGAGCUGGGCGACGGAGGAGACAUGUUCGAUUACAUCAUGAAGCACGAGGAGGGCCUCAGCGAGGAGCUGGCCAAGAAGUACUUUGCCCAGAUCGUCCAUGCCAUCUCCUACUGCCACCGGCUGCAUGUGGUGCACCGUGACCUCAAGCCGGAGAAUGUGGUGUUCUUUGAGAAGCAGGGAGUGGUGAAGCUCACUGACUUUGGCUUCAGCAACAAGUUUCAGCCAGGGAAGAAGCUCACCACUAGCUGUGGCUCGCUGGCCUACUCUGCCCCAGAGAUCCUGCUGGGAGAUGAGUACGAUGCUCCGGCCGUAGAUAUCUGGAGUCUUGGUGUGAUCCUGUUCAUGCUGGUGUGUGGACAGCCCCCCUUCCAGGAGGCCAACGACAGCGAGACCCUCACCAUGAUCAUGGACUGUAAAUACACUGUACCCACCCACGUCUCCAACGCCUGCAAAGAUCUGGUAGGCCGGAUGCUGCAGCGGGACCCAAAGGGCCGUGCGUCUCUGGAGGAGAUAGAGAGCCAUGCCUGGCUGCAGGGGGUGGACCCGUCCCCAGCCACCAAGUUCAACACCCCCCUGGUGUCUCAUAAGAGCCUGUCUGAGGAUGAGCACAACGGGAUCAUACAGCGCAUGGUGCUGGGGGACAUCGCAGACCGAGAGCCCAUAGUAGAAGCCCUGGAGACCAACAAGUACAACCACAUCACUGCCACCUACUUCCUGCUGGCUGAGAGGAUCCUGAGAGAGAAACAGGAGAAGGAGGUCCAGACACGCUCCUCCAGCCCCAGCAACAUCAAGGCCCAGUUCAGGCAGUCCUGGCCGACGAAGAUUGACAUGCAUCAGGACAUCGAGGACAGUCUGGCAGCCUCCUCCAUCUGCCACGCUGGUGGUCCCCAGUCCCCCGCCCGCAGCGCUGAGAGCCUUCUCAACGGACACCGCACCAAAGGCCUGCUGGAGCUCCGCAGGGACGAGAGCAACGCAGGGGCCUCCGGUGCCCCUGCCCCCGUUUCUGGGCCCCCUAGAGCUGGGGCCACGGCCCCCACACCCUCCACCUCCUCAGCCAAGCAGCGCAGCUGCCUGUUCAGGGUGGAGGAGGAUGAAGAGGAGGAAGAGGACCAGUCCCCUCUGUCCACCCAAGUGAUCCUGCGUCGCAAGGCUCCAUCUAUCACCAACCGGCUGACCUCCAGGAAGAGCGCCCCAGUCCUCAACCAGAUCUUUGAGGAGGAGGGUGAGUCAGACGACGACUUCGACAUGGACGAGGGCCUGCCACCCAAACUCAGCCGGCUAAAGAUGAACAUCGCUGCUGCAGCGGCCGGGUCGCCGGGCACCACUCAGAAACGCUAUCACCGCCGCAAGAGCCAAGGCCGCGGCUCGUCCUGCUCCAGCUCAGAGACCAGCGACGACGACUCCGAGAGCCACCGCCGGCGUCUGGACAAAGACACAGGCUUCACCUACAGCUGGAACCGCAGGGACAGCAGUGAGGGCCCGCCUGGAAACUCAGGGGGAAAUGGUGGAGGGAGCAGUGGAGGGCAGAGUAAACCCCCCGGGGAGGGGGGCAGUCCUCCUGGAGGGGGAGGUGGGGGGAGUAGUGACAAUGGAGGGAAUGGUAGUAGUGGGGGGGGAGGUGGUAAGGGACAGGGUUCCCCCUCAAGUUGUUCUAACGGCAGCAGUAACCACUCGUCUUCAGGCUCAGGGUCCACGCGGAGACACUGUGCCUCCCGCAGCCCCGGGGCAGCAGAGCUGGUGGAGAGCCUGAAGCUCCUGAGCCUGUGUCUCAGCUCCCAGUUACAGCACAGGGGGAGAAGUGGAGGCCCCGGCCUGGCAGGGGGGAUGGGCCAGUUCAUCAUAGACCCUCAGAACCUGUCCAAUAGUCUGUCCAGCAGCCUGUCAGCUGGGAGCGUCAAGACACAGGAGAGGUCCUCUUGGAAGAUGUGCAUCGGCUCCAACGGCAGCUUGGACCUGGAGUUAGACACCAUCGCUCUGCCCACCACCGCUGUCAACACUCCAAGGUCAUACACAGACCAAACGGCAGCAGCACUUAGCGAACUGGCCCUGGCCACCAAGGAGAAUAACAAGCUGAACAACCUGAAAAAGAAUGUUCUCCAGCUACCUCUGUGUGAAAAGAGCAUCUCUGUGAACAUCCAGCGCAGCCCUAGAGAAGGGCUCCUGUGCACCUCUCAGGCCAGCUGCUGCCAGGUCAUAUGACACACACUCCCUGGCGCCCUCUGACACCACUCUGCCAGUCCAAUCUGUCCAACCACAGUCACCGCUGUAGCAUACGUCUGACCUCAGAACACCUCCCCAUCACAACCUGCCUUCUGCUGUUGUCUUAAAAGAUGACUUGUUAUUGUUUUUGUUUGUUCACUAGGACCUAUGAGCUGCAUGCUGCAGGGGGUUCUUUUGUUUUGUUUCUGCUACAUCACUAGCUCCCCCUGGAAUGAACCGAGGUAACAGAACUUAACUCAAUUCUAAGGUGAGUUGGGGUGUUGAUGUAAACAUAAAUAUGGAUGUUGGUUUGAUUUUAGAUGAACUAUAUUUUGGGGUACAAAAUACCAAACUUUUAACAGUGGGUAAGUAGUAGCACCUGAUAGUUAAAGGGUAAGCACUUAAAUUAGAUUAUUGGUCUACUGUCUACUAUGUAAAGGGUAUGCUAGGAGAGGUAGAGGAGGACAGGACAGAGAUACCAUACAUAUGGGAGAGGUAGAGGAGGACAGGACAGAGAUACCAUACAGCUGGGAGAGAUAGGAGGACAGGACAGAGAUACCAGUCACCAUACAGCUGGGAGAGAUAGGAGGACAGGACAGAGAUACCAUAUAGCUGGGAGAGAUAGGAGGACAGGACAGAGAUACCAGUCACCAUACAGCUGGGAGAGAUAGGAGGACAGGACAAAGAUACCAGUCACCAUACAGCUGGGAGAGAUGGAGGAGGACAGGACAGAGAUACCAGUCACCAUACAACUGGGAGAGAUGGGAGGACAGGACAGAGAUACCAUACAGCUGGGAGAGGUAGAGUAGGACAGGACAGAGAUACCAGUCACCAUACAACUGGGAGAGAUGGGAGGACAGGACAGAGAUACCAGUCACCAUACAGCUGGUAGAGGAGGACAGGACAGAGAUACCAGUCACCAUACAGCUGGGAGAGGUAGAGGAGGACAGGACAGAGAUACCAGUCACCAUACAGCUGGUAGAGGUAGAGGAGGACAGGACAGAGAUACCAGUCACCAUACAGCUGGGAGAGGUAGAGGAGAACAGGACAGAGAUACCAGUCACCAUACAUGGUCCUGGAGGAAGGGAAGUAACCUGUAACCUUCAUGUUGAUAUAAGCUCCUGCCAUGCAGUCACAUGGCAAUGACCAACUGAGACAGAAACUUGGUAACCUCUAGAGAUGUUUUAAUUUGAUUCAUUGAUUAACCUCAUUUUACAGUGACCUACUGUCUGAAACGUUAUUUCACUUUGAUAUUGCACACAGACAAUCUGUUUUAUGUUUGUAUUUUUUAAGUGUAUGGAAUUAAAGGUGCAUUUUAGAUGGCUAUACAGCUCACUGAAUUGAUUUUGAAGGCAACAUGAAUGAUUGUUUCCAAACCGCUGUUUAACAAGUGCUACUUCAACACAUGUGGUUUACUUUGGUGUUACUGAGAGCCAGUAACCUGGAAAAUAAGGCUUCAGCUUCCUCUUUAUUCCAAGCUCAAUGCACUCGUCUUCAGGCACAAUAAAUUAACCUAUUUGGGUCAAAUACUACUAUACUUACUUUUGUAUAGUGAAUACAGGUAGGAAAGGGUCAUUCAUCUGUAAUUAUAACUACUGCUAUUCAGUAGCUACUGCUAUUCAUUUGCAAAUUGGGCAAACUCCUGAAAUGAUUCAAAGUUCAUGACAACGUGUCAAACUGAAUGUAAAGUACACUGGUAGACGAGUAGUGUAUUUUUCUCCUGUGCUGGGCCUCAAGGUAGCAGGCAAGCAGACCACACAGAUGUGAUGUGGUCCCGUUCACAUGUUGGUCAUGGCCUUGGUUGACCACCUGCCAUGUUGACGUAACAUCUUAGAAAAUGCAUUUUAAGAUCAAUAGAAGAGCAUGAGAAUUGAAAAGAAAAACGUACUAAUGAAUUGAAAACUGCAUUGGGUCUCUGUAUUCCAGUGGACCCACACACGUCUUUGCUUUGUUAGACUGUUUCACUUUCUGUUACUGUAACUGACUGGUCUUCUGACUGGCCUGGCAGGCUGGUCUUCUGACUGGCCUGGCAGGCUGGUCUUCUGACUGGCCUGGCAUGCUGGUCUUCUGACUGGCCUGGCAGGCUGAUCUUCUGACUGGCCUGGCAGGCUGAUCUUCUGACUGGCCUGGCAGGCUGGUCUUCUGACUGGCCUGGCAGGCUGGUCUUCUGACUGGCCUGGCAGGCUGGUCUUCUGACUGGCUUGGCAGGCUGAUCUUCUGACUGGUCUGGCAGGCUGGUCUUCUGACUGGCUUGGUAGGCUGGUCUUCUGACUGGUUUGGCAGGCUGGUCUUCUGACUGGUCUGGCAGGCUGGUUUUCUGACUGGUCUGGCAGGCUGAUCUUCUGACUGGUCUGGCAGGCUGGUCUUCUGACUGGCUUGGCAGGCUGGUCUUCUGACUGGCUUGGCAGGCUGGUCUUCUGACUGGCUUGGCAGGCUGGUCUUCUGACUGGCUUGGCAGGCUGGUCUUCUGACUGGCCUGGCAGGCUGGUCUUCUGACUGGCCUGGCAGGCUGGUUUGUUUGUUUGUUUUUAAAGGGUAUAUGUUGAGUAUGUAUAUAUGUUUUAAAAAGUUAUAUUUUUGAAUGAUCUGCUGUUUUUAAAAUUAUUCUAUGUUGAAGUGGGCGGCCCGUGAGUCUUUCAUUGGGGACUAACAUCGCAGUGUGUAUCACACACACCCACACCUUACUGGACACUGCAGGGUGAAGGUUUUACAUUCAGGAUUAGUGGUUCAGUAGAGCACAUGCACCUUUCAGGAGAGAUUCCUGUCUGUAAGCUUUAAAGGACUGGGCUUAGUAAAGAAGGAAAGAAAUGGGGUUGUAGGGAGAUGUGGGGUAUAUUUUAAGGGCAUUGGCAAUAAGCUACAUGUUGCAGCUAUCUGUAAAUCAACAUAUUUUUGUUUUAUAUUUCAACCCUGUACAGCCUUAGAUUGAAAGGCACCUCGGACUAAAAACUAACAGAGAAAGAUAUCUUGAGUAUUUUUUUUCUUUUGAAACAAAUUGUCUGUAAAUAGAGAUGUAAAUAUGGUGCUCUAUAUUUAGAGACGGCAGAGUGAACCUCUUGGUGCAGAGCUGUAAGUAUAGCCUUAUUAGGAAUGGGUGUCUCCAAGAAAAGAACAUGACUUUAUUCAUGUCAGCCAGUCUGACCGUUGUCUUACCCAGAUGUAAACAGCUGAAUGACAUGUGCAUGUGUUAUAUGUUUAACAUUAUCGAUUCAAGGACAUCGAGAGAGGAAGAACCAUCCACUGAAUGUUACUGGACCAAACCAUGUACUGGCUAAAUGAAAAUAUGAAAUGGCAGAAUUAUUCAAUGUAUUAUUCUGUAGUUGAUACCUGUUGUGAACAGUUACAUAUAGCUAUGGUAAUAUCCAAAAUAAAAUGUUGUGGGAAAUGA